Messenger RNA from Hipposideros armiger (great roundleaf bat), 1919 nucleotides. RefSeq names its product mediator complex subunit 19 (gene MED19). Gene Ontology annotation, cellular component: mediator complex. The transcript has 5 exons. Bases 22 to 807 code for a protein of 261 amino acids. Gene Ontology annotation, molecular function: transcription coregulator activity; transcription factor binding. NCBI's taxonomy places the organism in Eukaryota, Metazoa, Chordata, Mammalia, Chiroptera, Hipposideridae. Gene Ontology annotation, biological process: positive regulation of transcription by RNA polymerase II. The record is from RefSeq and is a predicted model, not a curated record.
ACAACGUGAAAAGAUUGUCCAAUGAAAAUCACCAGCGCCAGACACCCGGACAGCGCCUGGGUAGAGGGGAAGAUGGAGAAUUUCACGGCGCUGUUCGGAGCUCAGGCUGACCCACCACCGCCCCCAACAGCACUCGGCUUCGGACCAGGAAAACCUCCACCCCCGCCACCCCCUCCUCCAGGCGGGGGAGCCGGUACGGCUCCGCCCCCCACCGUGGUCACGGCCCCUCCCGGCGCCGACAAGUCAGCAGCUGGUUGUGGUCCCUUCUACCUAAUGAGGGAACUGCCAGGCAGCACCGAGCUGACAGGCAGCACCAACCUGAUUACACACUACAACCUGGAACAUGACUAUAAUAAAUUCUGUGGGAAGAAAGUGAAGGAGAAGCUCAGUAACUUCCUGCCUGACCUGCCAGGGAUGAUCGAUCUGCCUGGUUCCCAUGAUAACAGCAGCCUCCGCUCCCUCAUUGAGAAGCCCCCUAUUCUUGGUGGCUCUUUCAAUCCUAUCACAGGGACCAUGCUGGCUGGCUUCCGCCUCCACACUGGCCCGCUGCCAGAGCAGUGUCGUCUGAUGCACAUUCAGCCUCCCAAGAAGAAGAACAAGCACAAGCACAAACAGAGCCGUACCCAGGACCCUGUCCCCCCAGAAACACCAUCUGAUUCGGAUCACAAAAAGAAGAAAAAGAAAAAAGAGGAGGAUCCUGAACGAAAAAGGAAGAAGAAAGAGAAGAAGAAGAAGAAGAACCGACACAGUCCAGACCACCCAAGUAUGGGCAGCUCUCAGGCCAGCAGCAGCAGCAGCCUCCGCUAACAGGACCAUGGGACUCCGCCAGGAUGACUUUUGCUGCUGAACUAAACCUGCUGACAGAAGCUGCUUCGGGCUCUUGGACACAGCCUUAGCAGCAUCCCCUGCAGCUGGAACAGAAGCCAGCUCCUAGCGUGCUCGGUUAAGAGUAAUGCAUUAUGAGAGAGAAGGGCCAUGCUUUUCUAAGGCUCAGCCCAGCUUUCUCAUGGACAUCUCUUCAUCUCUUUUGUGCAGUUUGUCUGAUUUAGGACUUUACCUGAUUUGUUAGGGUUUUUCUUUCUUUCUUUUUUUUUUUUUAAAUUGCAUUUAUCAAACUGGCUGAAGUGUGGCUGCCUUUUAAGAGGUAAGUGCCUUUCUAGGAGAGUCAGGGUUUAAGGCAAGGCAUACUAAGAUCUGCGGGGGUUGGGGUCUUGUAUUACAUUAUCUCAUCAGCAGGCAGGGAAACCACCAAAAUGAGACUGGGGACUGUGGACCAAAAGGUAGGCAGAGCUGGCUCGUACCUUCCCACAGUAGCUGUGUCAUCACCUUGCCCGUAAUAUGGAGAACCAAGCACCUGGAUGAGGCUCCAUCUGAAGGGCUGAUCCAGUUAGGGCCCAACCAAGUUCUAGGUCAAUUCUGUGUUGAAACAAUAACCAGCUGAAAAAGUACCCACAACCACCGGUGUAUUUCAACAGGUUGAUUCUUGGUCAAGCCUGUGAUUUCUUUUUCAAGUAAACAUCGGGCAAGCAAAGGUAAAUGCUUCUUAUCUUUAUAAGAACUUUUGACCUGCCUCAUUCCUUAGCUAAGAUGAUGAAAGUAUUUGGCUGAUGUGAAAACAUUUCUAACCUAAGACCAACAAAAAGGCAGCCUAAACUAGCAAAAUGUAAAACAAAUCCCUUCGGUCUUUGUAUAGGACAGGUGACUGAAAACAUCCAUGAGAAAAACCCAAGCUAAUAUAAUCUGACUUAAGCUAAAUUUGACACAGGUCAGUUAAAUAAUCUGUUUUGAGCCAAGGCUGUUCCUAGAUCAGGAGGCAGAAAACCACUCAUUUAGCUCGUUUUAAUCUAGAAUUUCAGAGCAAGAGUUUAUAUACUUAAGUUAUGGACAGUGAAAAUAAAGGGUUCUGGCCAGUUUUCUGA